AAUAAAAAUAUGGCGAACGAUAAAGAUUUCGAUGAAAUGCUGAAUUCUAAUAAGACGAAAUUUAUCACAGAGGAGUCCAGGCAGACAUUGCCUACGAUAACGACGACUGACACCAACAAGAAGGUUUCAAAGCGGAGGAAGGCGCCUUCGCCUAUAAAGAUACCAAAGCAGGAGAGGAGAAGAUCAACCUCCAUAGGAUCCGCUUAUUUGGACUCUCAAUCGACUGGCGCUGACUUCCAGUCGAUAAGUUUGGAGCGUGUUGGAAUACCUACCUCGCCCGCUUUCAAUCAUGCCUGGUACAGCCCUCCAGCUGUACAGGAACCUGCCAGAAAAAGCCCUUUACCCUCACCAAAGAUCCCGAGCCCAAUGCCAUCCCCACGCAUUUCUUCUCUAGCAUUUUCUAAGGAGAAAUCACUCGAUAAGCUUGAGAGGUCAAAUACCCCUACGUCUACGCAUUCGACAGUCACUCGCAAACUUUCAAAUUUCAACCUCAGCAAUGAUGAUCCAACAACACCUGUGUUACAACAAUCACCUUCGAUUAGACUGAUUAAUGACAACGAUAGUCAGACGAAAAAUGACCAGAAUAGAAGUUUACCCCCGUUACCACCGUCACCCUCUCAUUCUGAUCUCGGUUUAAAGUGCUGGAAUCAAGAUGAAAGCUUCCUACCAAAACAAAAGCAUGCUGAGUGGUUAGGUUCACUUGGUGCAACAAACAAACAAGCGUUAUAUACAUAUAUGUCACAAUUUGACUUCUGCUCGCUGAGAUUAGACGACGCACUUCGUAAACUCACGUCCAAGCUCUUUUUACGCGCUGAAACUCAACAAAUUGACAGAAUUUUAGAAGCUUUCUCUAUUAAAUUCUUCAAUGAUAACCCACUACCACUUUACCGUAGUCCAGAUGUCGUACAUGCAAUAUCCUACUCAAUCCUCCUUCUCAAUACUGACUUGCACAUCGCUGAUAUCGUUACACACAUGUCCAGGCAUCAAUUCAUUAAGAAUACAUUAAAUGUGGUACAUAAUCAAUACGAUUCUAGAGGAUUUUCAACUCCUGAUUUGGUAGAUGAUACUUCUUCAAUCACAUCCUCAAAAACUACCAAUACGAUAAACAAAAACCAACCACAACAAAGCAUACCCCAAGGACCACCUUUGUCAUAUUACACAAGAAAGAAUAAGCUUGGUAGAAAUGGCAGUUUGUCUUCAAUUAGAUCUGGAUUAUCACCUUCAUAUAGUACUUCAACUUCUCCUUCAAGCUCCUCUUUAACUGAAGAGAAAGUUAAGAAGAGUGCUUCAUCUAUGACUAUCAGUACUAGUUAUGAAAGUCAACAACUGGAUGCUGAAUUGGAACCUUUUUUGAGAGAUAUUUACAAUAGUAUACGCUCACAAAAGAUAUUAUUACCUUUGGAUGGCAAUAAGGCAAACAACCUGUCAGUUAACACGAGUAGGCAAAGAUUGCCGCGCAAUAUGUCAUCUCCGUCUAUUAGCACUUCUUCACUCAAGCGUGGUAGUAUACGUGGUUUGUCUAGUUUGCUUGGCACCGAUGGACGCACAUCGCCGACACCGUCACUCGGUUCGGUAAUGGAGGCCCCAACUCCGUCAAUUGGAUUUGCUUCGAAUCUUUCACAAACUAUUAUUAAGGAACAGCAAGAAGAUGCGAUCUCAAACAAGUCGGCAUUGUCCGAUAACUCGGAUGCUGGCUUGAUACUCACCGAUGAGGAGCUCGCUUUGAUGGGACCUCCGUGGGCUAAGGAAGGAUUUUUACAGCGCAAGCACUACUACGAAAGUGAUGGUAAACGUUCAAAAGAUCGAAACUGGCUCGAGGUUUUCGUUGUUAUUGGUAGAGGCGAUUUAAAGAUGUUUACGUUUGGUGAAAGUGCUGGCGUACAAGGUGCACAGAGCAGUGGUGGUAUCGGUGGAGGUAAUUGGACUAAUAAUGCAAACUUGGUUGGAGAAAUCCCGUUAGCGCAUUCAGUUUCUGAUUACAUGAGAAAUGGCUACAACAGAUCGCGACCUCAUUGCUUCCAACUUAGUUUGCCAAAUGGUGGGAAGUACUACUUACAAGCUGGUACAGAGUCGUUAUUAGAUGAAUGGGUAUCGACUUGCAACUACUGGGCAUCACGUGCAUCAAAGGAGCCUCUAUCUGGUGGUGUUUCAAACAUGGAAUAUGGCUGGAAUAGUGUUAUUGGUGAAGUUGAGUCAGGCUCUUCUAUGCUCAAGCCGCAAAGAGAAGAGGAUGUUAUGAGUGUGAGAUCUAACUAUUCAAUCAACAGGUGGAAACAGCCAUUUCGUACUAACGCGGAUAAAAUGUAUAUUGAAGAUUGGAACGCACCACACUUGCCAGUAGUUUCAUCAACUUUAACAGAGGAAGAUCAACAAAGAGCUCUGCAGAAGUUCAGUGCUAGUUUGAAAAAAGAUCUACGAGUUCAUAGACAAAUAUAUGAUCGUAUGUUGCAGCAAUAUUCGACGAAGUCUUCGAAUAGAGAUAAAGCUACGCACAAUUGGAAUAAAAAGAACAAGUACUUGAUAACUGAAAUUAAAAAGUACGAUAGGUAUAUCGAUAAUCUCAAUCAAGCGAUAUCAAUGCGCAAACAAAAGCAACAUGAGAAACAGCUAGAGAAGGCAUUAGCAGAGCCAGAAUCGGAUGAGGAAGACGAAGAAGACGAUGAUGACGAUGAGGAGGAAGAGGAGGAAGAUUAGCGUUUCAGGGAGAGAAUAGUUUUAUUAUAUUUUUAGACUUUGAACACUUUUUAAUUAAUUUUUGUAUUUGAACGCUGUAUCUUAG
Messenger RNA from Wallemia mellicola CBS 633.66, 2779 nucleotides. RefSeq lists its product as hypothetical. The coding region runs from base 10 to 2694 and encodes 894 amino acids. Gene Ontology annotation, biological process: regulation of ARF protein signal transduction. The transcript has 3 exons. Lineage: Eukaryota; Fungi; Basidiomycota; Wallemiomycetes; Wallemiales; Wallemiaceae. The record is from RefSeq and is a predicted model, not a curated record. Gene Ontology annotation, molecular function: guanyl-nucleotide exchange factor activity.